CCAGAGUAGCCUGACGUCAUGCAAUGGCGAUUCGAUACGCGUUGUCGGGCGGGUCACAAUUGAAAAAUGCUGGUUUAUCAUUGUUGUGAUGCGUUAGCGACUCCCUGCAUUGUGCAGACGAUGGACGUAUGUCACUGCUUGGAUUGUAGCUUCGUAUCGUUCGUAGGCUGCGGAUGCUUUCCUUUGUAAUCGCCGCCUGCGUCGUUGGAGUCUGGAAAACAAGAGCAGAGUGUCUCAAGGCUGCUGCGAGGAAAGAAUCCCUCGUGUGGUGGUGACCAUCCUGCCCCAUUUGUGUGCAUCACUGAAUGCCAGUGGUUGUGCUGCAGAGAGGUAGCUGAAUUGGGACACCCAGAAGAAGCAUGCAGAACAGUGUGGUAUUGCACAGCACGCUGGCUUUUGCAAUGCACUAUUAGAGAGCCAGAUGAGGAAUGGAGAGUGAAGAGGUGGUCACAUGCUGUGCCUCCACGCGCCCUGUCCUGGUGCAUUCGAAGCCAUCCAGUGCAAUGAUGCACCAUGCACGCCACUCGAGCCUGGACCUGCGAGGUCACCAUGGGCCCGGCAUAGCUCGCGCAGUCACGCCGCCAUCGUCCAGCAGCAGCCACAUGCCACGAAAACAGCAGCACCAGCGUAAUCUAAGCCUCGACUCAGCCAUGCGUGUGCUCAGUCCCUCCCACCACAGUGAUACGACGGACCGCCACAGCCUGGCAUCGGACGACAGUGGCAUCUUCAACUCGGAUGAUGGUGACAGGACUUCUCGCGUAAACAUGGAGGCCAGCACACCUGCUCUGCUGCCGUGCACACUGCGGCCACCAGUUCAGGGGGUCAUCGAUGAGGUCCGCUCACCGGUGUCACCACUGCAGGAGGACACUACGCCGAUGCCACCAGGGGAACGGCUGGUGCCUAAAGACCUGCUGCUAAGGUUGUUUGAGUCUACACUGUUUGACAUGCCUCUUGCCAUAGACUACCUGUUUCGUUCAAAAGAGCCAGGGGUGCUUGCAUACCUAGGCAACAGAAUGUUCAGCUUCAGUGAUGCCGAUGUGGACUUUUACUUGCCUCAGAUCGUUAGCAUGUACGUGCAUCAUAGCGACAUAGCUGACUCCCUGCGGCCCUACCUAGUCCAGAGGUGCAGCAAGGACACGGACUUUUCCCUGCACCUGGUGUGGCUGCUGUCGGCCUUCUGCUCGGACCCCAAUGCUCCCCCUCGGAAACGCUCACAGGGCCACCAGCUCAAGCAGCUCAUACUCUCUGAACAUUUCCGGCCACGUGUUGCUACCGUCCAGCAGAUGUCCUCGUCACUCUUAGGGGUGUCUUCAAAAAAGACCCAUCAGCGUUCCCUCUCCGAUGCUACUGGCAUGAGUGGUGGUGGGAGCCGGCACAUCCCCGAGUCUAGUCGCAAGGCAGCUCUGCUUGGGGACUUGGGCUCGGGUCAUGCCUUUGACAAUGGCUGCGCCUGCUACGACAGUUGUGAUGGCAUUGUUGUCGACCUGCGUGGACGAACCAGGAUGGAAUGCCACUGCCAGGCACCACGCCUCACCUCUCAAAACCAGUUUAUCAAGACCCUCAUCUCCUUGGGACUCAGACUACAAGCGGUGCCUACGAAAGAGCUCAAAACUCAGAGACUUCAGGCGGAACUUUCGCUGGUCAACUUGAAUUUGCCAGCACGAGUGUGGCUUCCUCUGCACUCCGACAAAUUUCCCCACCUUGUGGUCAGGGUGCCCCCACAGGCAGCUGCAGUGCUCAACUCAAAGGACAAGGCACCGUACCUCAUUUAUGUGGAAGUAGUGGCUGUGGAUGACAUCCAGACAUCGCCUGUUCCUGCGAAGGUCCUCAACCCUCUCCGGUUGACGCGGUCAGAAGAAAACCUUCCCGACUACUUCGGUGUGCAGCCUGCGUCGGUCUUCUCCAUGUGUGGCAUGGACGAUGAUGCCGAAUGCUGGACUCAGGAGGAUGAUGAAAUCUCCAUGCAGUUUCUGCGGAAUCAGAAAGCACAGGAGCGAGACACACUGUCAGUGCUGUCUUUGGACAGCGGGACAAGUGCCGACAGCAAGGAGCCCCUGUUUGUGGUGGCUAGUGAUGUGCGUCGCCGGCUGUCGGAGAACUCGCACGUGCCCAAGAACACGGUCAAGCGUGAUCCUGAGGACCCCUCGGCAGCUGCACUCAAGGAGCCCUGGGAGGAGAAAGUGCAGCGCAUUCGUGAGUCCUCCCCGUACAGCCACCUGCCUGGCUGGCAGUUGAGGGCAGCCAUUGUCAAGUGCGGGGACGAUCUGCGGCAGGAACUCAUGGCCUAUCAGCUGCUCAAGCUCCUUCAGAACAUCUGGCAACAGGAGCAUGUGAGCCUGUGGCUUCGACCAUACCGCAUCCUUGUGACGUCAGCGGACAGUGGCCUUGUGGAGCCCAUCCUGGACACCAUGUCUCUGCAUCAGGUCAAGAAGCACUCGCAGCUGUCACUGCUACAAUACUUCGAGCAGCAGUUUGGGCCACCAACCAGUGAGGCCUUCUUGAGUGCACAGCGCUGCUUUGUGGAGAGCUGUGCUGCAUACUGUCUUGUCUCGUACCUCAUACAGGUCAAGGACAGGCACAAUGGGAACAUCCUACUCGAUGGGGAAGGCCACAUCAUACACAUUGAUUUCGGCUUCAUACUUUCCUCAUCACCCAAGAACCUUGGCUUCGAGAGCUCCCCAUUCAAGCUAACUCAGGAGUUCGUUGAUGUGAUGGGUGGCCUGGACUCGAACCUGUUCACCUACUUCAAGGUGCUUAUUCUGCAAGGGCUGGUGGCGGCACGCAAGCACCACGAGCGCAUCAUCACCCUGGUGGAGAUCCUGCAGUCCAAUGCAAGGCUGCCCUGCUUCCAGUGGCACGGGGCCAGUGCAGUGCGCGCUCUCCGCGAACGCUUCCACAUGGGCUGCACCGAUGAGAGGCUGCAGAUGCUUGUUGACUCGCUUGUUGAAAGCAGCAUGCACUCGCUCACAACGCGGCUGUAUGACAACUUCCAGUACUUCACAAAUGGCAUUCUCUAGGCUGGCUUUUCUUGACCAUGGGCCCUCCGCACCCAACUUGCUUGGUGGCUGGAGGUGUCGGGAUUCCUUUGCAUGCUCAAUUGUCGCAGGUUGACAAGUCACUGCCUGGUCUCAGCUGGUCUUGGCACAGUUUGUCUGACGUGCUUUUCUUUUCUACAGCAUUGCAACAGGACCAUCCUUAAGAUGCUGAUAGUUGGGCCUGUGCCUAGCAAUGCAAGUAGGCCUUGUACAUACUACAACUGCGUAGAAUGUUCUCCCUCAUUGACACAUUUUUGGUGUCCCUUCAUCAGCAUGGCAGACUGGCAUCUGUAAAUAAUGUUAUUUUGUUAAGAAGCAUUAGCCGAACAGCUGCUUCGGCUCACUGGUAACAAAUGGUAAGAUGUUUUGAAUGUAAACAGCUUUGUACGUUAGUGUGAUGAGUACCUCUUGUUGCAGUCACUCUGCAGGAUGGAACUUCAUGGAGUUGCUUUCAGUGAAUGCGUUAUAUAUUUUAUCAAAGGUUUCUGUACAUAUCAGUGCAGCAGUUUAGACCUCUUACGCUCUAAGCCAAACGGUAGUAUUUGGGGUGUCUUUCUCCCACACAACAAUUCGGCAUCUGGCUGGCUUGCGGUUCUUUUCUUGAAAACUAUGCAGUUGCUACUCUCCUAUCAAGAGGGCUGGCUAUGUCAUGCUGAAGAAGUACCAAGCACGUGGUGAUAAUGCAAGAAAAGCAUGCGCAAUAGAUGAUGAUUAUUCUCGUGUGGCAGAAAGGCACCACAGUUACACCUAAUUCUUUUUUUUUUGCAUUGGAGUGUAGUCCACAAAAUGCCUGCUGUUGUGCUGUAUUUUAUGAACAAAUCACUCCUUACUGUAUCGUCUGUGCUGCAUCGACAGAGUUUUUGUGACGGGGCAUUGCAACAUACUUGCCCUUGCCUGGGAAGCCCGUCGGCCUUAAUUGCAAAGCUACAGUAGAGCUUAGUGAAAAGGAAGCAUCCAGUGUUGAGCUGGACCACUAUGUAAAUGUGCGCACUGCCUUGUAAAUACAGCUGGUAGGUUUUAUGCAGAGCCAUGUUAUAAGAACCCAUGUGUCUUAAGAGUGGAAACCCUGUGGGCCGUCCAGACUUGCUUCUUUGACAUUUAGGCUAGUGAUUGUUCAGUUGUGACCACCCUCUUCCGGCUAUACUUGUCAUCUACAUUGUGUACUGGGAUUGCUCAAUGGUUGGGAGUUGCGCAGUGAUUUCAAAGCGACUUCAGGCCAGAGUCCUUAUAUAGCUUGCCUGAAAGUUGGGCUUAGCAAGCUGGUGCUAGCUGUUGAGAUCGGACACACUUGGGAAAUCUUCAGUCAGUCAUUCCAGAGCACUCUGGCAGGGGUACAGAAGGAUCCAGCAGUGAUUACCUGCUUGUUAUCAUCGUACAUCAAGGUGGCAGCUCUGCCGGAGUGCUCAACCAAAAUGAAGAUUCAAUUGAAGGUGAAUGUGAAGCCACUUGUUGAUUGUGCCGGGGUUAGUCUAGCAUCGGGUUCAUAAAUCUUGCAUCAGCAUGGUUCUUUUUUUUUAAUUUGGCUUAGUGUGUGCCAUACUUAAGUCAACCACUUGCAUUGUAGCAACUGCUUAUCUUUCUGCUUUGUUUUCAGCAGUUCAGUGUCUCCUUACUCGCUUUUCUGUCAUUCUGCUGCGCCACAAGUACAGGACCAGUGCUUGGAUGCCAAGCAAUGUGCAUCAGGGUUACAGCACUUGGUUGAUGAUAAUGUGUGAAGACAUUGCUGCUUGUAAAUACUAUGAAGGCUAUUUUUUCAGGCUUUCCUUCCUACUAAUGUGUAAAUAGUGUGCUAGAUAUUUCAACUAAUAGUUAUCUAUCCUACAUUUUAUGCUGUUAUAUGGCCGAGCAUUAAUCCUGAGUCACAGCAAGCCUUCGUCUAUUGUGUGACAACCCUUUGUUGCAUUUUCUUCCAUCAAAGAUGUUUGAGGUGCUUCUGUGCAUACUGCAACAAAUUUCCAAGGUAUGGGAAUCGGAAGAUUGAGCCAAGCUGCACGUCCAGUCCGACAUUGCUUUCUGAUCAGUGUGCUGUAAUAUAAUGACAAUUAAAUUUUCUUUUCUAGUAAUUCA
Messenger RNA from Rhipicephalus sanguineus (brown dog tick), 5102 nucleotides. It is a transcript of the gene fwd, whose product is annotated as phosphatidylinositol 4-kinase beta. Gene Ontology annotation, biological process: phosphatidylinositol-mediated signaling; phosphatidylinositol phosphate biosynthetic process. Bases 429 to 3017 code for a protein of 862 amino acids. Gene Ontology annotation, molecular function: 1-phosphatidylinositol 4-kinase activity. Lineage: Eukaryota; Metazoa; Arthropoda; Arachnida; Ixodida; Ixodidae. Gene Ontology annotation, cellular component: cytoplasm; membrane. The record is from RefSeq and is a predicted model, not a curated record. The transcript has 16 exons.